UUCAACGUCAAAGAGCAAAAGCGUUAAUAAAUCCCUUAAUUACUUAUAAACAACCGACAAAAUUUUUGCAAUAGAAAUCACAUUCGGUGAUAUAAGCGAGAUUCCCAAUUUUUCGCUAUAUCGUGCUCUUACAACAUAAUCGAAUAAUAAAAUAUAAGAUUUAUGGAAAUCAAAACAACCCCCAAAAUACCAAAAAAUUCAUCACAAUAUUCAACAAAUUGGAAGUGCUUGUUAAAGAAAAUUGAGAAAAAUAGAAAUCCUAGAACCAUCAGAAAAAAAUUUAAAUCUAAUAAUCAACAUUUUUUAGAUAAGAAAGUUUUAAAUACAGAUUCUCAUUUGUUAAAUACUAAAUAUAUAGCAAUAGAUUGUGAAUUUGUGGGAACUGGAUAUAAUGGACAAGAAAAUCAUUUAGCCAGAGUGUCAAUUGUUAAUAAAAAUGGUCAAUGUAUUUAUGAUACAUUUGUAAAACCUAGAGAAAAAAUUACAGAUUUCCGAUAUGAUAUAACUGGAAUGACAUAUAAGGAUAUGAAUGAAGGUAAAUCCUUUAAAGUUGUACAAAAAGAUGUGGCAGAUAUAUUAAAGGAUAAAAUAUUAGUGGGCCAUGCACUGAAGAAUGACCUAAAAGUUUUAUACCUAACUCAUCCCAGAAGCAAAAUACGUGACACUUCAAAACAUAAAUUCUUUUGUCAAGCAGUCAAGACAAAAUAUCCUUCUUUAAAAAAAUUAGCAAAAAUUUUUCUAGAUACAAAUAUUCAAAAUGGGAUACAUAAUCCAAUUGAAGAUGCUAAGACAGCAAUGAUGCUAUUUCUUUCAAGAAAAAAAGAAUGGGAGAAAGAGUUACGUAAUAAAAGAUUUAAAAAUAAUAUCAAGUCUUAGAACCACUCAUAAUCAGGAAAAAAAAAUUAAUAUCUGAACAACUGACCAUUAAAACUAUUCCAUUCAUUUUUUUCGAAAAUAUGAUAAAAUUCGAUAUUAUAAAAUUAUUAUAAUUUAUAUUGAUAUAAAAUUUACAACAUUUUAUAUUUCGCAAAUAUUUUCACAACAAAAUUCAUAUUUUUAAAAAAA
Messenger RNA from Gordionus sp. m RMFG-2023, 1065 nucleotides. RefSeq lists its product as uncharacterized. The record is from RefSeq and is a predicted model, not a curated record. Gene Ontology annotation, cellular component: nucleus. Gene Ontology annotation, biological process: rRNA processing. Gene Ontology annotation, molecular function: 3'-5' exonuclease activity; nucleic acid binding. The transcript is spliced from 6 exons. Bases 163 to 876 code for a protein of 237 amino acids. Lineage: Eukaryota; Metazoa; Nematomorpha; Gordioida; Chordodea; Parachordodidae.